Messenger RNA from Podospora pseudopauciseta, 246 nucleotides. RefSeq lists its product as uncharacterized. The record is from RefSeq and is a predicted model, not a curated record. The transcript is spliced from 2 exons. Lineage: Eukaryota; Fungi; Ascomycota; Sordariomycetes; Sordariales; Podosporaceae. The coding region runs from base 1 to 246 and encodes 81 amino acids.
AUGACAUUGAUGACACUGAUGACAUGGGUGAUUGUGGUGUUGUUUUUGGGUGAUGAAAUCGGAGAGGUUGGAGUGAGGUUGGAGAUGGACAGGGGUAACGGCCAGACCCGCCACAGCGUUGCGUUGGCCCCUGUAAAGCCAAGAUCUGAUGUGGGGCAUUUUCACCGAGGAACGACCUGGAUGUCAACGACAACGUUCGCGCCUUUGUGUCGUGGCAGCGGUCUCCUACGUUUCGCGAGUUUGUAA